Messenger RNA from Xiphophorus couchianus (Monterrey platyfish), 927 nucleotides. RefSeq lists its product as uncharacterized. The record is from RefSeq and is a predicted model, not a curated record. Gene Ontology annotation, biological process: negative regulation of T cell proliferation; positive regulation of T cell proliferation; cellular response to lipopolysaccharide. Gene Ontology annotation, cellular component: external side of plasma membrane. The annotation marks the transcript as partial. The transcript is spliced from 3 exons. Lineage: Eukaryota; Metazoa; Chordata; Actinopteri; Cyprinodontiformes; Poeciliidae.
AGUUUUAUCAUUAAAUAUAAUAUAAUCUUCUGUCCAACUCAUCUGGUCCUCUGUUGUCUCUCAGUCCCAAAGGUGGAGGUGGAACCAGGGGAGGAGUCUGUCCUGCUGCCCUGGAGAAUCACAGAGAAUCUGGAUGGAGACGUUAAGGUGGAGUGGAAGGACGAGUAUGAUGAUGUGGUCCAUGUGUAUCAGAAAGGUUCUGAUCAGCCUGGAGAACAGAACCAGUUCUACAGAACCAGAACCAAGAUGGAUGAAAACCUGCUGAAGAAUAAAGACCUCAGUCUGACUCUCAGAUAUCCUGCAGACAGUGGACUCUUCACCUGCAGAGUCUAUAACAGAGAUGGAGAAAUCCUGAUGGAGAAACAAGUUCAGCUGAAGGUCAAAGACCAACAGGUGCAGGUGGAGGAGGGGGCGGAGUCUGUCCGGCUGCCAUUCACAGUGACCUCUGACCUGCUGGAAGGAGCUACAGUGGUUUGGUGGGACUGCAGUUGCAGGAAGAUCCUUGUGUAUCAGAAAGGUUCUGAUCAGCCUGUAGAACAGAACCAGCUCUACAGAACCAGAACCAAGAUGGAUAAAAACCUGGAGAAUGGAGACGUCAGUCUGACUCUGAUCCGGCCCACUGAGAGAGACGCAGGACUUUAUGAAUGUAAAGUCUGGAGAGACGGAAAAAUACUGAGAGUCAAAUGGUUCCAUCUGAAGGUCAAAGCAGGGAUGGUCCAGGUCCAACCAGAGGACAUCAGAACCAGAACCAGCACCCCUGCUGAAUCGAUUCCUCUGAUGGCUGAUCAAUUAGUCUGAUCAGUUCAUUGAUCUGAUUGUUGAUCAGAGAGGAUCUGGAUCUGGUUCCGGUCUGCAGACUCAGUUUUUACCUCUGAAAUGAUGAAUCAUCCUCAGCUACCAGAACCGGGCCCAACAGAACCCCAGACA